AUGGAGGCGGACGAGGAUUUUGUAGGUUGCAUUAGUUGCUUGAAUAAAAAAGAUUUAUGCGACCUAUUUGCUGUUUACGCUAAAAAUGAAGAAACCUACGCGCAAAUGUUAAAAACUUGUUUUGAUAUUAAGGUUUCGUAUGAUAACAAGUUCAUUUGUUCCGAUUGCGCGGAAACACUGGAGAAAGCCGCCGCUUUCAAAAAUCAAACUAGUAAAAACUUGGCAAUGCUGCAAAGUACUAAAGAUGAGGAGUAUCUAGAUGAAUCAAUCCUGGAAGAAGCAGAAAGUGUAUCCUCAGAACAAUGUAAUUCCAAUAAGAAAUCAACUAAGACACAGUAUGUAGCUUCUAAUUCUGAGGACGUUGGUGACGAGGACCUCGAGAUUCAAGCAUUGGAUGACACCAUCUGUAUUUACUGCAACGUCCAACUCCCCACCGCUGACGAAAUAAGUCACCACAUCCGCGUCGUGCACGGGCUCGAGCCGAAAACUGGGAUGCAGAUUCGGGAAUGCUCUUUAUGCGGUGCUUCGUUGAGGAAUCUGGCUGAUCAUCUUAACAGAUGCCACAACUCAAACUUGGAGAGAGAAGAAAGACAGUACGCGUGCCAUUUCUGCGACAACGUCUACAACAGUAAGAAGGCCUGCUUCACUCAUUUGCGAAUGAAACAUGGAUUGAAGCUCUGUAACGAUCACACACCGAAUUAUUCGUCGAGCGAUCGAAAGAAGUGUCACAUUUGUCAGCGCGACUUCAGUCAGAAGCAGAUACUCAACAACCAUUUGUGGAAAGCACAUGGAUACGAGAGAUCUCCAUUAGCUCUCAACGUUUCAGAAUUUAUGUUGUUCAAAAGCGCCAUACAAGAAGAGACCAAAUUCCGGUUCCGGAAGACGACCGCCAGCAAACAGACUAUCGAAGGCGUUCGAUCGCAUUACAUGUGCAGUCAAUCGGGGAUAUAUGUUUACCAGGGUAAAGGUAAGCGGCCGACUCCCGAACGCCAAAUAUAUAAAACGGGUAAAGCCUGCCCGGCACACAUGAUAGUCACAGAGACGCUGGAUAGAGUUCUCGUGACGUUCUACAAGACGCACGUCGGACAUGGAACCUGUCCGUAUUAUGAGCCACGGGAGCCCAAACCAGCCAAAUGCGAGCAAUUGGAAAUGGACGCCCCACAGUUGAUAUGCGACGCGUGUGGGGUUGGGUUUUUAAACGUAGACAAGUUCAAAACCCACGUAGCUUCGCACGGACUUAAGCUGUACCCGUGCGAGCACUGUGAUGACCUUUUCCAAAACGUUGACGCCUGGACCCGUCAUGUGAGAAUCGAGCACGAUGAUAGUAAUUUGUAA
Messenger RNA from Parnassius apollo (apollo), 1335 nucleotides. The record is from the annotation of a GenBank genome assembly. Lineage: Eukaryota; Metazoa; Arthropoda; Insecta; Lepidoptera; Papilionidae.